Molecule: messenger RNA, 1849 nt
Organism: Strongylocentrotus purpuratus (purple sea urchin)
Lineage: Eukaryota; Metazoa; Echinodermata; Echinoidea; Camarodonta; Strongylocentrotidae
Product: carbohydrate sulfotransferase 14
Exons: 3
Coding region: 8-1066 (352 amino acids)
Biological process (GO): carbohydrate biosynthetic process
Cellular component (GO): membrane
Molecular function (GO): sulfotransferase activity
Source: RefSeq, a predicted model, not a curated record
UAGCGUUAUGCUAUUUCUAGCUAGUUAUCACAAAAAUGAUAAGGAUUGCUUUAAAAUGAAGGUGAAAUUCUUGACGUUCCUUCUUCUACUGUGCACUGUUGCUGGUCUCUUGGCAAGUAUAAUGCCGAAUCUUAUGAUAUAUUCUAAGGUUAUCAAAUCAAUACGUCGCAUGCAUAAAGUCUCAGAGCAAAGGCCCGUUAGAACGAAUGAUGACUGGUACACAAAAAAUAUGAAAGCAAUACAACUUGAGCGACACCAAAGGCUACGAGAUGUUUGCAAGACCAAGGGGUAUGGCUCGAACUAUGACAGCGCCCUCAGCUCUGAUCAUCUUGGGUCAUUACGUCACGUCCUCGUUAUACCAGAACUCAAACUCCUCUACUGCUAUGUCCCGAAGGUAGGGUGCACAAGCUGGAAGACCCUCCUCCUGUUCAUGAGUGGACAUGCGUUCACACACAGCGCACACGACAAGGCCAACGCAGUUUUCCCGCCUCUUUCUCACUUUGGCGUCGACAAAGCGCGGGAAAUCCUGUCUGAAUACAAGAGUUUCAUGUUUGUUCGGAACCCCUUCACUAGGCUCUUAUCAGCUUAUCGCAACAAGAUCACGAUAGAUGGAAACGAUUCUUGGCGUACGCUGCUUUACGAGUGGCUUACCGCUACAGAUCCACGAGAAGCACAAUUUUACAACUCUUCGUCGACGAACUUCACUUUCACUAAUUUUGUUCGUUUUUACCUCUCAUCGUCUGACAAAAAUGAACACUGGAGGGAAAUUCAUAAAUUGUGUCUACCGUGUCACGUGCACUACGACUUCAUCGGAAUCUUUGAUCGACUCCAAGAAGACUCGACCUAUCUCAUCAGCACAAUUAACAAUGGUUCUCAUAUCAACCUCCCUUACCAACAGAGGAAAACGAAUAGUUCUGAAGACACGUCGUUACGCCGAUUUUACUCCAAUAUUCCCGUUGAUUUGUUACGACAGUUAAUGGCGGAUGAGGGAGUAAUGACGGACAUGGCAUUGUUUGGCUUUAGUGUACCGUCUGUUAUAACUGAAAUAAUAGACAAAAGUGCAUGAUUAAGUUUGGGCAAUUCAAUUCAAUCUUAAGCCCUUUCGUUCGAUAUUCGUUAUCAUUUUGAGCUUCGAAAGCUUUUGUUGGUUUUAGGUAAAAUAGUUCUCUAGCUAUCUCUUUAUCUUUGUAAAAUGCUAUGAGAAGUCCUUUGACGCACGUGAUUAGAUUAGAAUCUUUUUAUCAACAAAGUAUCAAUAUCCAUUAUCCUGUAUUUCAUAUGCCGGUGAAAAAUAGACUUAAAUCUUCAUGUUAUGUUUAAUACAUUUGAACGUAUACAAAUUUAGUUGAAGUUUAAAGUUAUCCCCUAACAAAAAAAGCAUUUCUCUUCAAUUUUCACAUUCUAUAAUUUUGUCAGCGCUAUAGAUUGUACUUUUUGUAAAUAUUUGAUAUAGCCUAACUAUCAGUUUUAUUAUUACAAAAACUUACUUUUAAAUGAUAUACUGUGUUUCCUUUUAUCUGUUUGUUCAUCCGCAUUGUUAUGAUUCUAUUCAUUAGAACUUCAAGCCAAGCCAAGUAUGAAGAAUACAUAAAUGCAUAAAAUGAUUUUUGCCUUAACUCUGUUUGCAUUUAUCCAAAUGUUCAGGCACAGUGCGUCCCAGAAAAAACGAAACCGAGGAUUAUCGAAGUUUAGUCAUAACUUAAUCUCAAUUAAUAAAUGACGCAUAUUGGUAAAGCUUAAAUUCUCCUCUUUCGUUUGAUGCAACUCAUAUGAUGCAUAUUGCACGCUUGAGGAAAGGGUAUCAAAAAGUCAUUUGGCGGACGGUAUCUGAAUUUCAAAGGAAAAACAA